UCGACUGUUCCUCUGAGGAGUUAGAGCCGCCAGCUGAUCGAGAAGAUGCAAGCGAACAUUUGGACUCGAAUUUCUCACAUUUCGAAGGUGCCCUUGGCCAGGUGUCCAGGUGCAUCUGUGGGCCUCUCCACUGUGGGACAACGUCGCCAUGCAUCCCAUGAAGCUGACCUGGUGGUCAUUGGGUCAGGACCAGGGGGCUAUGUGGCUGCCAUCAAGGCUGCCCAGCUGGGCAUGAAGACUGUAUGCGUGGAGAAGAAUGCAACAUAUGGUGGCACCUGCCUAAAUGUGGGCUGCAUCCCCUCCAAGUCACUGCUCAACAAUUCCCAUUACUAUCAUAUGGCCAAAUCAAAGGAUUUUGCUGCCCGAGGCAUUGAGGUUGACAAUGUAAGGCUUAACUUGGACAAGCUGAUGGGAGCCAAAGAGAAGGCAGUGAAGGCACUCACCGGUGGCAUUGCACAUCUUUUUAAGAACAACAAGAUUGUUGGGCUCAGUGGCCAUGGCAAGAUCACAGGACCCAAUGAAGUGACUGUCCUCAAAGAAGACGGCUCUAACGACACUGUCAAGACCAAGAACAUUCUGAUUGCCACUGGCUCUGAGGUCACACCCUUCCCAGGCAUCCCCGUAGAUGAGGAGCAGAUUGUAUCCUCCACUGGUGCGCUGAAGCUCAAGAGCGUUCCUGAGAAGUUGAUUCUCAUUGGGGCUGGAGUCAUUGGCCUUGAGCUCGGAUCUGUGUGGUCGCGUCUGGGAGCCCAAGUGACAGCGGUAGAGUUCCUGGGCUCCAUUGGUGGCUUGGGCAUUGAUGCCGAGAUCUCGAAGAACUUCCAGCGAAUCCUGACCAAGCAGGGACUCAAGUUCAAGCUGAGCACGAAGGUGUUGAGUGCCAGCAAGCAAGGUGACAAGAUCAUGGUCUCCGUUGAGGGAGUCAAAAAUGGAAAGAAAGAGGAGCUUGAAUGUGACACCCUCCUAGUGUGUGUAGGACGACGACCCUACACCACCAACCUUGGCCUGGAGGAGCUUGGGAUUGAGAAAGACGAGAAGGGUCGCAUCCCUGUCAACUCUCGCUUCCAGACCAUCAUCCCCAACGUCUUUGCCAUUGGGGAUUGCAUUCAUGGCCCCAUGCUGGCCCACAAGGCAGAAGACGAGGGCAUUGUGUGUGUAGAGGGCAUUGCUGGUGGCCCUGUCCACAUCGACUACAACUGUGUACCAUCUGUUAUCUACACUCAUCCUGAGGUGGCCUGGGUUGGCAAGACAGAGGAAGACCUGAAGGCUGAGGGUGUGGAGUAUGCAGUUGGCAAGUUCCCAUUUGCAGCCAAUUCACGUGCUAAGUGUAAUGAUGACACCGAUGGCCUGGUCAAGAUCUUGGCAGACAAGCACACAGAUCGGCUGUUGGGCGCACACAUCAUUGGUCCAGGUGCAGGCGAGAUGAUCAAUGAGGCAGCAUUGGCCAUGGAGUACGGUGCCAGUUGUGAGGAUGUAGCGCGUGUAUGCCAUGCUCACCCCACCUGCUCGGAGGCCUUCCGUGAGGCUAACCUGGCUGCAUACUUUGGAAAGCCCAUCAACUUCUAAUGAAUAGGCCGUUAUUUAUAAAAGAAACGAUAAAAAAAUAACGAGAUAUAUGUAUUGUCUAUAUUUUUUCCGUGCUUUUAGUCUUGUUUAGGGAUGAGGAUCUUUGAUGCAUUUCACAAGCUAUUUGAACCCAUUCUCUCUUUCUCUUUUCUUUCUUUUACACACAUAAGUAGCACAAUCGUGAAAAAAGAGAGAAAAAUCUUGACUGGUGAUUUACUGUUAAAUUCUUUUCAGAGUAAAAUUGAUUUUUAUUUAUUUUGCAGUGAAGUUUGUUCAUACUUAAUAAAUUAUUUCUCUUUACAUGUCACUUUUUUCUUGCUGUCUUUUCUAACCCAAAGAUGUAAUGCAUCAUAUCUGUACAUAGUUGUGCAUAUGAAACUUGUCGUAUGUGGAAGAUGCAAUGUAAGUAUAUUAUACUUGGUGAGAAUUUCUCAAUUUGUAAGUAAAACACACUGUCUA
This is a messenger RNA of Penaeus indicus, 2025 nucleotides long. RefSeq names its product dihydrolipoyl dehydrogenase, mitochondrial-like. Gene Ontology annotation, molecular function: dihydrolipoyl dehydrogenase (NADH) activity; flavin adenine dinucleotide binding. The transcript has 9 exons. Bases 46 to 1566 code for a protein of 506 amino acids. NCBI's taxonomy places the organism in Eukaryota, Metazoa, Arthropoda, Malacostraca, Decapoda, Penaeidae. The record is from RefSeq and is a predicted model, not a curated record. Gene Ontology annotation, cellular component: oxoglutarate dehydrogenase complex; mitochondrion.